AUGGUUCUCUUCACGUCCAAGUUGGCAGCUUCAUGCCUGUCACUAGGCAUUUUCGCUGGUGCAGCUCAAGGCCAAAACAUCACAAAUGAUAGCUAUUUCUAUGGACAGUCUCCGCCGGUCUAUCCAUCUCCCCAGAUGCCAGGCUCUCUUAAAUGGCAAGUUGCACAUGAGAAAGCAGUAGCUCUGGUCUCCCAAAUGACCAUUGAGGAGAAAGCCAAUAUCACUGUUGGUUUCGCCCCUAGCAAUGGAUGUUCGGGCGUUACUGGCUCAGUUCCACGUCUUGGGUGGGAAGGGUUAUGUCUUGCGGAUGCUGGCCAAGGUCUCAGAGCAACUGAUUAUGUCAAUGCUUAUCCUGCAGGUAUCCAUGCCGGAGCCAGUUGGAAUCGAGAUCUCACUCUCCAACGUGCUCGUCAUAUGGGCGCCGAGUUCAGAAGAAAGGGCGUGAAUGUCCUUUUGGGACCGGUCAUUGGAGGCAUCGGAAGAGUAGCAUUAGGUGGACGGAAUUGGGAAGCUUUCUCGAACGAUCCUUACUUGUGUGGGAAACUCGGAUAUGAGACCAUCAAAGGCAUUCAGGAGGUUGGAGUCACAGCAUCCGUUAAGCGUACGUAUUUCUAUCUCUCCUUAGAUUAUCCAUUGGUAGAGUCUGGAAACUCACCGAUAUUUUUAGACUACAUCGCCAACGAACAAGAAGACCACCGCAACCCUCUCAUCGGUGGAGGUGACGGUGGUGGUGCUGUCGGAAACGAGCCUACCGGAUGGUACCCUGCUGUUGGAAACCCAAACAACUACACUGUAGAGGCACUUUCUUCAAACGUCGACGAUAAAACCAUGCACGAGCUUUAUCUCUGGCCAUUUGCUGAGGCUGUUCGAGCCGGUGCCGGUUCGGUCAUGUGUUCUUACCAGCGUCUCAACAAUUCUUAUGCUUGUCACAACUCCAAGGCUCAGAAUGGCUUGCUGAAAGGCGAGCUUGGCUUUGAGGGUUUUAUUGUUACUGAUUGGAGAGCGCUACAUGCCGGAGUGGCGGCAGUUGAAGGAGGUCUCGAUAUGGCUAUGCCUAACGGUUCCACGUAUUGGGGCGCUGGUGGUAACAACCUUGUCCGAAUGGUACAAAACGGUUCCGUUGAGGAGACCCGGAUCACCGAUAUGGCAACUCGCAUCGUUUCUACCUGGUAUCAAAUGGGGCAAGACAAUGAUUUCCCAUCUAUUGGUCUCCCAGCCAGCUACGUUACACCACAUAAGUCUGUCAGAGCUCGUGAUCCUGUGUCGCAACCAAUCUUGCUCCAAGGAGCUAGAGAGGGCCAUGUGUUGGUGAAGAACGUCAACAAAACACUUCCGUUCAAGACCCCUUCAAUGCUCUCUGUGUUUGGUUACGACUCUGUUGCUCCGCCGGAGAGCAACCUGGCAGCGCCUCUAGGAGGCUACCGUCUUGGCUUUCUAUCAAACUAUGGCUUCCCAUGGUUAGCUGCCAUUAGAUACCCAUUCACAAAUCCGGGUCCAAUUGCACCAAAUGGAACUUUGAUUACCGGAGGAGGUUCAGGAGGUGUCGCACCACCAUACAUCUCGGCACCCUUAGACGCCCUCCAAGAAAGAGCAUAUAAAGACGGAACUCAGAUUUUCUACGACGCUGUUGCCAACAACCCCGCCGUCCAUGCCGAAAGCGAUGCAUGCUUGGUAUUUAUCAACGCAUACGCCACCGAAAGUGUCGACCGUGAAGCUCUAUACGAUGACUACAGCGAUGCUCUUGUCAUCAACGUUGCCAACAAGUGCGCAAACACUAUUGUAAUCAUCCAUAACGCUGGCAUCCGUCUGGUUGAUCAGUGGAUCGACCAUCCUAAUGUUACAGCUCUUAUCUUCGCUCAUCUUCCUGGACAAGAUUCUGGUCGAUCGGUUGUUUCGUUACUUUAUGGUGAUGAGUCGCCUUCUGGAAAACUACCGUAUACUGUUGCGAGAAAUGAGUCUCAAUAUAACGUCCAGGUUGCUCAUCCUGAGGGAGAGUUCUUCCGCUUCCCUCAAGAUAAUUUUACUGAGGGUGUCUACAUUGACUAUAAGGAUUUUGACCAGAAGAACGCUACACCCCGCUACGAAUUCGGCUUCGGCCUAACUUACACCACAUUCUCCUACUCCAACCUCGCAACUUUAAUCAAACAAGGUGCCAACACCAGCUCCACCGCACCCGCAUCCCGCAUCUCCGAAGGCGGCCAAGACAGUCUCUGGGAAGUCAUCGCGACCGUCUCCGCAACCAUCACUAACACGGGCGACGUGACCGCCAAAGAAGUCGCGCAGCUUUACGUGCACAUCCCAGGUGGGCCCGUAAAACAGCUUCGUGGGUUUGAGAAAGUUGAAAUUGUUGCGGGAGAGAGUGCGGAUGUCACGUUUUCGUUGACGAGAAAGGAUUUAAGUGAGUGGAGUGUGCAGGAGCAGGCUUGGAUGCUGCAGCAGGGGAGCUAUAAUGUUUGGGUUGGGGCGAGUAGUAGGGAUUUACCGCUUGCUGGGGAGGUCACUAUUGGGUAA
Molecule: messenger RNA, 2511 nt
Organism: Glarea lozoyensis ATCC 20868
Lineage: Eukaryota; Fungi; Ascomycota; Leotiomycetes; Helotiales; Helotiaceae
Product: Beta-D-glucan exohydrolase, C-terminal
Exons: 8
Coding region: 1-2511 (836 amino acids)
Biological process (GO): glucan catabolic process
Molecular function (GO): beta-glucosidase activity
Source: RefSeq, a predicted model, not a curated record